Molecule: messenger RNA, 306 nt
Organism: Prorocentrum cordatum
Lineage: Eukaryota; Dinophyceae; Prorocentrales; Prorocentraceae
Source: the annotation of a GenBank genome assembly
GAGCCCUCGCCGCGGGAGUCGCCCGCUCUGUCCGAGGCGAGCAGCCGCAGCGCCCCCGAGCAUGCGCCCGAGCACCUGCGCCUCUGGGCCGAUGCGGCGCUGCGGCGCGCGUGCGCAGAUCCUGGUGCCCUCCGACAGGCGCCGGCGAGAGCCACGGUCGACGUCUCCCCCGUGAGCCCGUCCUGCACGGGCGCCCCUUUCUGCGGCCGCCGCAGGGCGCCCGGGCGCGACGCGGGGCGCGGCGGGCGCGAGCCUCGGCCCGCGCGGCCGAACGUCGCGGGCGCUCUCGCAGCACGCGCUCGGGGG